AAGAAGCCGCGUAGGAGCUAGAGGCGCCUUAGUCCACGUGCGUGGGUGUGUCUCUAACCCUGCGUCCUCCUUGCCCCUGGAUGCGAGAGGCUAGCCAGCGCCCCACAUCUGCGCGCUGUGUGAGAAGGGCAGGGCUGACACCACUUCCUCCCCCUGCCGCAGACCCGAGCCCGGGCGCUACAGAGUGCACAGCGUCGCCUUCCCGGCCGCCGCCCCGACGCCGGCCGAUCCCCGCCGCGCCCGCAAGUCCCCGCCGAGACCCCACCAAGUCCCCGCGCCGCCGUGCACAGCCGUCGAGAUGGGUGAGUCAAACGAAGAUAUAGACCAAAUGUUCAGCAAUUUGCUGGGAGAGAUGGAUCUUCUGACCCAGAGUUUAGGAGUGGACACUCUCCCUCUUCCAGAACCUAAGCCCAGAGCUGAAUUUAACUAUAGUGUGGGUUUUAAGGAUUUAAACGAGUCCUUAAAUGCACUGGAAGACCAAGAUUUAGAUGCUCUCAUGGCGGAUCUGGUCGCAGACAUAAGUGAAGCUGAGCAGAGGACAAUCCAGGCGCAGAAAGAGUCCUCUCAGAAUCGACCUCACUCAGCAUCUCUGGACGUACUGAGUUUCAGUGGUGCAGCUUCUCUUGGGUACAGGGCAGAUGCUGCAGCCAGUUUUGGCCAGUAUGAAGAUGACUUGCCACCUCCACCAGCUGAUCCCAUGCUUGACCUUCCUCUGCCACCACCACCGCCUGAACCUCUCUCUCAGGAAGAAAAAGAAUCCCAAGCCAAGGCUGAUAAAAUUAAGCUGGCACUGGAAAAACUGAAGGAGGCCAAGGUUAAGAAGCUCGUUGUCAAGGUACACAUGAACGAUAACAGCACAAAGUCGCUGAUGGUGGAUGAGCGGCAAUUAGCCCGAGAUGUCCUAGACAACCUUUUUGAGAAAACCCACUGCGACUGCAACGUGGAUUGGUGCCUUUAUGAAAUAUACCCAGAACUACAGAUCGAAAGGUUUUUUGAAGACCAUGAAAAUGUUGUUGAAGUCUUAUCAAACUGGACAAGAGACACAGAAAAUAAAGUGCUAUUUUUGGAAAAAGAGGAAAAAUAUGCUGUAUUUAAAAACCCCCAGAACUUUUACUUAGACAACAAAGGGAAGAAAGAAAGCAAGGAGACAAAUGAGAGAAUGAACGCGAAGAACAAGGAAUCUUUACUGGAGGAGAGUUUCUGUGGAACAUCCAUCAUUGUGCCAGAACUGGAAGGCGCUCUUUAUUUGAAAGAAGACGGGAAGAAAUCGUGGAAAAGGCGCUAUUUUCUUUUACGAGCUUCUGGAAUCUAUUAUGUCCCCAAAGGAAAAACAAAGACAUCUCGGGAUCUGGCAUGUUUUAUACAGUUUGAAAACGUCAAUAUCUACUAUGGGAUUCAGUGUAAAAUGAAAUACAAAGCACCCACUGACUACUGCUUUGUUUUAAAGCAUCCCCAGAUUCAGAAGGAGUCCCAGUAUAUCAGGUAUCUCUGCUGUGAUGACGCGAGGACGCUGAAUCAGUGGGUCAUGGGCAUCAGGAUCGCCAAGUAUGGAAAGACGCUCUAUGAUAACUAUCAGAAGGCCAUGGCAAGGGCAGGGCUGGCCUCUCGGUGGACCAACCUGGGCACUGUCAACGCAGCCGCACCAGCCCCACCUUCCACAGGACUUCAAACAAGCACCACUCAGGCCAAUGGUCAGAUCCCCCAGGCGGCACCUUCUCUGACUACUGUUCUUGGAGAAGCCCAGAGACAUGUUGAAACUACCAAGGACAAGAAACCAGUCCUCGGCAGCCACGACCCGGGAGCGCCCAGGGCCCAGCCGAAGUCCCUCCUGCCUCCCCCACCUCCCAUGAGACGGUCCUCGGACGUGGGCGGCAGCCCCAGGACGCCCCCCAAGGCCAUGGGCGCCGCCGCUACUAGCUUCCCCAUCCCGCCCGACGACCUCCUGCCGCCACCCCCACCCCCACCGCCGCCCCUGGAGGACGACGAGCUCCCUCCGCCACCCCCUGAUUUUAACGACGCUCCCCCAGACUUCGUGCCUCCCCCACCACCAUCGAUUGCGGGCGAUGCUGGGUUCUCCUUGCCGCCCCCGCCGCCGCCCCCGCCCACCCUCGCCCCCGAAGCCGCGAAGCAGUCCCCGGUGGUCUCCAAAAGGCCUCCAGUUGCCCCCAAGAGGCGGGAGAACCCUGGACCACCCGGCGGGGAAGGCGGGGAGCAAGAUUUCAUGUCGGAUCUCAUGAAAGCUUUGCAAAAGAAGAGAGGCAACGUGGCCUAAGGGAAACUUAGAAAUAUCUUUGGGUGAUGGGUAUAGUCGUUGCUAACAUCAAGUGCAUUUUUGCUCCUUUUAUUUUCAUGACAUCUUGUUCAUUUUAGAUACAAUAUUGAUGUAUUCAGCCUAGAAAUAAAGCAAAACGUCUUCCUGUUGCUCAAGUACAUUCGUAAUCCUUAACACAGAAUCUAGAAUAUCCACCUAAAUGUACAUAUCUUUUCUAUGUAUUUCCACUUCAGUGGCUGUUCUCUUACAUGUUAACUAAAAUGUUUUAUGUUCUUAAUUUUAUUGUUCUGAAGCAUCAAAUUAAUAAAAGUUUAAAAAACAUUUUC
Molecule: messenger RNA, 2598 nt
Organism: Phacochoerus africanus (Common warthog)
Lineage: Eukaryota; Metazoa; Chordata; Mammalia; Artiodactyla; Suidae
Gene: APBB1IP
Product: amyloid beta precursor protein binding family B member 1 interacting protein
Exons: 14
Coding region: 299-2272 (657 amino acids)
Biological process (GO): signal transduction
Cellular component (GO): plasma membrane; cytosol
Source: RefSeq, a predicted model, not a curated record